CUGGGGUCGGGGUGGGUGUGCGGGCCGGGCGCCCCCCAGCCUCAGACUCCCCGGGCUGCCUGCCCCGGCCGCCCUGGGGGCCUGGCUCGCCCGUGACCUUGGGCAGGGGAGGGCACCUUCCCUGGGCUCGGGUUCCUCUGUGGUGAGGCUGAGGCUGGGGGCUGUGGCCGCGGGCCACACAGCUGGGAGCCCACCCCCUACCCGCCUCUCGCUGGGGUCUCAUUCUGUCCAAACACGUGUGUCGCUGGGGUUGGGGGGGCCCUCGACGCUGCCUGGCCGGCCUCGGGCCUCAGUGUGCCGGCCUGGAGAGUGGGCUGGCGGGGGCGGGGGCGGGGUCUGGGAGUCCCGUGGCCCAGGACAGGGGCUUAGCCGCCUUGGCCUCCCCGGAGGGGCUGUCCCGGGCACGCCCUGACCCACAUUCCGGCGCCCACGCCGCGCGGGGGCUGGGUGAGGGGAGAACCUGUUCCGGGCGAGGUCCUGAGUGGGAGGGGCCGGGGCUCGGGGUCAGUGCAGGCGCUGGCCCUCGGACAAGCCCUGCGCCGGGAGUCCGGCACCCCAGGGGCGCGCCUAGCCAUGUCUGUGUGCGGCCGUGACCUCCGGGGCCUUGGUGUGUGCGUCUGUGGAAUGGGCUCACCUGGCCGCAGCGUUAAUUACAGCCUCCCGGCUCCCUAAACGGGGUCACUGGGCCGGCCGAGCGGGCUUCCUGCCCGGUACUCAGUCGACGCUUAAUAGAUGUCUGCGCAGUGGAGCAGGAACUCCUCCGCGUGACCCCGGAUGCCCCGGGCCGGGACCUCAGCGCCGGCACAGCCCGAGGGUCCUGGGUGGGGAGGAAGACCCCCGGGCCGGGGCAAGGGAGGAGCCGCGUCCGCAGGUCCGGGGCCGACUCGGUUCCUGUCCCCCCCCCUCCAGUCCCCGACCCCCGGCCCUGGCCGCACCUGAGCCCCCGCGCGUGGGCGGAGCAGGUGCAGGGGCCCCGGCUGGCGACCCGGGCAGGUGGGGGCGGGGUCGCGGGCACGGGGGCGUCCCAGGCUCUCCCAGCACCCAAGGCGCUGGCGAAGGUCCCAGCAGCGCCCCGCGGGUGGAAGUCGGGGGCGGAGCGCGGGGUGCCGUGGGCGGGGCGCUGGGCGCCGGGGGCGCGGCGCGGCGGCUUCCUGUGCACCAACGUCCCGCACGACGGAAGCCGGAGGCCUCGCGGGGGCUGCGCACCGACGGCGGGGUCUGGGGGGUCCUGGCUCUGCGUGCCUAAGCCCUGUCCGAUGGGGAAACUGAGGCCAGGAGCUGGACAGUGACAAGGAGGGCGCUGCCCGGUGUGGAGCUGACAGUGCGGGUCUGGCCUCCCCUGGUCCUGGGUGCGAAUCCAGUGCCUUCCUGGCUGUGACCGGCAGGCAGGCUCGGGGCAGGGGGCCACGCGGGGUCUCCGCACAGGCCGUGGCGAUGUCGUACUUCGGCGAGCAUUUUUGGGGCGAGAAGAACCAGGGCUUCGAGGUCCUGUACCAGGGAGUGAAGCAGGGGCCGGCGUCCACCAAGGAGCUGGCCGACUUCAUCCGCGAGAGGGCCACCAUCGAGGAGACCUACUCCAAGGCCAUGGCGAAGCUUUCGAAGCUGGCCAGCAACGGGUCGCCCAUGGGGACCUUCGGGCCGCUCUGGGAGGUGUUCCGCGUGUCCUCCGACAAGCUGGCCCUGUGCCACCUGGAGCUGACGCGCAAGCUGCAGGACCUCACCAAGGACGUGCUGCACUACGGGGAGGAGCAACUGCGCACGCACAAGAAGUGCAAGGAGGAGGCGCUGGGCACCCUGGACGCCGUGCAGGUGCUGGCCGGCGUCAGCCAGCUGCUGCCCAAGGCCCGGGAGAACUACCUGAGCCGCUGCAUGGACCAGGAGCGCUUGCGCAGGGAGAGCGGGGGCCAGAGGGAGGUGGACAAGGCAGAAACGAAAACCAAAAAGGCGGCCGAGGGCCUGCGGCGCUCCGUGGAGAAGUACAACGCGGCGCGGGCCGACUUCGAGCGAAAGAUGGCGGAGUCGGCACUGCGGUUCCAAGCCAUGGAGGAGACGCACCUGCGGCACAUGAAGACACUGCUGGGCUCCUACGCGCACGCGGUGGAGGACACGCAUGUGCAGAUCGGGCAGGUGCACGAGGAGUUCAAGCAGAACGUGGAGAACGUGAGCGUGGAGACGCUGCUGCGCAAGUUCGCCGAGAGCAGGGGCACGGGCCGGGAGCGGCCGGGGGCGCUGGACUUCGAGGCCUACAGCGCGGCUGCCCUGCAGGAAGCAAUGAAGCGCCUGCGCGGAGCCAAGGCCUUCCGCCUUCCGGGACUCAGCCGGCGGGAGCGGGAGCCACGUGCAGCCGUAGACUCCCUGGAGCCAGACUCUGGGACCUGUCCCGAGGUGGACGAAGAGGGUUUCACCGUCCGGCCUGACCUGACCCAGAGCAGCGCGGCCGAGCCGGCCCGCUCCUCGUCCAGCGACUCGGACUUCGACGACGAGGAGCCGCGCAAGUUCUGUGUGCACAUCCGACCCGCCGCGGCCCCUGCGCCCCCCUGCAGCCCUGCGGCCGCCGCGGCGCAGCUCCGGGCCACGGCCGGCGGCCUCAUCCUCCCCCCGGGGCCAGCGGGCACCAUGAGGCGCCCCCCUGCACGCGACGCUGCAAAGCCCCAGAGGCCACGCUCGGCCCCCCGGAGCAGCAGCUGUGCCGAGAAGCCACCCGCCGAUGAGCAGGUGCCCAAGAGCCUGUUCGGGCCGCCGCUUGAGUCGGCGUUUGAUCACGAAGAUUUUACAGGCUCCAGCGGCCUUGGCCUCACGUCCAGCCCCUCCCCCUUCUCCUCUUCGUCCCCGGAGAACGUGGAGGACUCGGGCCUGGACUCCCCGUCCCACGCGGCUACGGGGCCCUCCCCGGAGUCCUGGGUCCCCCGCCCGGGCACCCCGCAGAGCCCGCCCACCUGCAGGGCGCCGCCCCCGGACUCGCCCCAGCACCACGCCCCUUGCCCAGGGCCCUGGGGGCCGGAGCCUGGGUCCGCAGACCCGACGCCCGCACCCGCCGAGGGCACCACGCGGAGGCCCCGCAAGAAGGCGCCCCGCCCCCUCACUCGCAGCAACGGAGACCUGUCUCGCUCCCUGAGCCCCUCCCCACUUGGCCCUGCAGCUGAGCGGCCCAGAGUCUCCCACCCGGGGCACGGCGUCUCCCGCGGCCCGAGCCCCGUGGUCCUGGGCUCCCACGACGCGCUGCCCGUGGCCACGGCGUUCACCGAGUACGUGCACGCCUGCUUCGGCGGCCCCAGCCCCAGCUGCCUGGCGCGAGUGACCGGCGAGCUGACCAUGACCUUCCCCGCGGGCAUCACGCGCGUGUUCAGCGGGACCCCGCCCCCGCCCGUGCUCAGCUUCCGGCUCACGCACGCCGCCCGCAUCGAGCACUUCCAGCCCAACGCGGAGCUGCUGUUCAGCGACCCCUCCCAGAGCGACCCCGAGACCAAAGACUUCUGGCUGAACAUGGCGGCGCUGACCGAGGCCCUGCAGCGCCAGGCGGAGCAGAACCCCGCGGCCUCCUACCACAACCUGGUGCUGCUGCGGUACCAGUUCUCCCGGCCCGGGCCCCAGUGCUCGCCCCUGCACCUCAGCGCCCAGUGGCAGUGCGGGGCGACGCUCACGCAGGUCUCCGUGGAGUACGGCUACCGGCCGGGCGCCACAGCCGUGCCCACGCCGCUCACCAACGUGCAGAUCCUGCUGCCCGUGGCCGAGCCGGUGACCGGCGUCCGCCUGCAGCCGGCCGCCACCUGGAACCUGGACGAGAAGCGGCUCGUGUGGAAGCUUCCAGAUGUGUCCGAGGCGGGGGGCUCGGGCCGCCUGUCCGCCAGCUGGGAGCCGCUGUCGGGGCCCAGCACGCCCAGCCCCGUGGCCGCACAGUUCACCAGCGAGGGGGCCACGCUGUCCGGAGUGGACGUGGAACUGGUGGGCAGCGGCUACCGCAUGUCGCUUGUCAAGAGAAGAUUCGCCACAGGGAUGUACGUGGUCAGCUCCUGAGCCCACGAGACCUCGGCCGCCGCCGCCCCGCACUGCGUCCUGGUGCUCGCCGCCCGCCCCGCCCGCCCCCUGCCCGCAGGACCCGAGCCCAGGGGCCGCCCCCGCCCCCGGCCGCGCCCGCUCUUGCCCACGCCGCACGCGGCCUGGCCUCGUCCUGUUCUUUGAAUAAACACUUUAU
Molecule: messenger RNA, 4192 nt
Organism: Oryctolagus cuniculus (rabbit)
Lineage: Eukaryota; Metazoa; Chordata; Mammalia; Lagomorpha; Leporidae
Gene: FCHO1
Product: FCH and mu domain containing endocytic adaptor 1
Biological process (GO): clathrin coat assembly; clathrin-dependent endocytosis
Cellular component (GO): clathrin-coated pit; plasma membrane; cytoplasm
Source: RefSeq, a predicted model, not a curated record